CCUUUCUUCCGGAAAUUUCGGUAAUUAAAUUCAGAUACAUCUGCAAGUUUCUGCUCCUUUAUGCAUUUGUUUAUGAUCUCAAUAACUCUCUCAAGUUAUUGCAUAUAUAUUCACUUAAAAUCAUGGUAGGCUGAGCUAGAUUUGUGAAUUAUAUUGAUGCCACUAAAGCCACUGAAUGCAGGUAAUUCAUUAUGGGCCAUGUUAUGAACCAAAUGGGUUUGCUGCAUGGAUAACAUGAAUGAGAAAGUGCAUUCUUCCUGUAGAUAUAGGCUUCACAUGUUUUUCAUUAAUUAAAUCUGUUACUUAAUCAACCGUUUAGACUAUUUGUUUAAUACACUUUUGUAUUAUUAUUUGAAAGAAGGUUUAAACUAACUAUUAAAUUGUUAGUUUGUUUUAGUUUUAACAUAUUGUUUCAAUUCUUUAAUUAACUUUCUGUAAACAUUACCUGUACCUAUUUAUUAACGUAAUUAUUUCCAGGUUGUUCGAAUGCUUUUGGAGAGGUGUUAUCAGGCGCUAUUUAAUUUAAUUACGAUAAGUGAAAAGCAGAAUCAAGAAAACAAGAGAUUACUUGAAAAAAAGCAGAGGAUUGAUGCCAUUGUUGCUUCAUUGAAACAAAGUGGGGCUGAGGAAGAUCAAAUUGAAGAGGUUCAGCAUAUCAUAACACCGCCAGAAGAAGCUGUGAUAAACAAAAUUUCUCAUAUAACCCAAAAGAUUGAUUCAAGUCAAAUUCAAAUUGGAGAAAUGAUAUCAAUUUUAGACUGUUGGCUAGACUGUUGUAAAUGUAAAUAAUGUAUUAUAGGCAAACAAAUUUGUUAUAUUUAUAACAAUAUUUUAUUUAAUAAAUCAAAUUUUAUAAAUAAUAAAAAA
Molecule: messenger RNA, 867 nt
Organism: Stegodyphus dumicola
Lineage: Eukaryota; Metazoa; Arthropoda; Arachnida; Araneae; Eresidae
Gene: Polr3C
Product: RNA polymerase III subunit C
Biological process (GO): DNA-templated transcription
Cellular component (GO): RNA polymerase III complex
Molecular function (GO): single-stranded DNA binding
Source: RefSeq, a predicted model, not a curated record